Molecule: messenger RNA, 1269 nt
Organism: Dichotomopilus funicola
Lineage: Eukaryota; Fungi; Ascomycota; Sordariomycetes; Sordariales; Chaetomiaceae
Product: mannose-6-phosphate isomerase
Exons: 1
Coding region: 1-1269 (422 amino acids)
Biological process (GO): GDP-mannose biosynthetic process; carbohydrate metabolic process
Cellular component (GO): cytosol
Molecular function (GO): zinc ion binding; mannose-6-phosphate isomerase activity
Source: RefSeq, a predicted model, not a curated record
AUGACAGACCGCGUGUUCCAGCUCUCCGGCACCUGCAACAAUUACCCCUGGGGCAAACACGGCCACGACUCCCUCGCCGCCCGCCUCUGCCAAAAAACCACCCCCGGCUUCCAAAUCGACGACUCCAAACCCUACUCCGAACUCUGGUUCGGCGACUACCCCGACUUCCCCGCCCGCGUCCUCACCACCGGCGAAGCCCUCGCCGACAUCCUCGCCCGCAACAAAGAAACACUCCUCGGCGACAAAGUCCUGACCACCCUCGACCCGCAGCUCCCCUUCCUCCCCAAGAUCCUCUCCAUCGCCAAAGCCUUACCCCUCCAAAUCCACCCGGACAAAAACCUCGCCGCCCAACUCCACGCCAAAGACCCCUCCUCCUUCCCAGACCCCAACCACAAACCCGAAAUCGCCAUCGCCCUCUCCGACUUCGAAGUCUUCGCCGGCUUCCAACCCCUCUCCCAAAUCGAGCCCCUCUUCCGCCACCACCCAGCCCUCCACCAAUUCAUCCCCGCCGACGCCCCCCGCCCCUGGACCAACACCACCCUCCGCGCGGUAAUCCACGCCCUCCUCCACGCCGACCCAGCCACAAUCCACCAAACCCAACACGCCCUCCUCCACCACCCCACGCCCACCCCGUCCCCCAGCAACGACCCUCACCAAAAACCUCCCCAAAUCAACACCACCCUCCUCACCCGCCUGCAAACCCAAUAUCCCUCCGCCUCCGACCCCGGCACUCUAGUAGCCCUAACAACCCUCAACUUCCUCACCCUUUCCCCAGGUUCAGCCCUCUACAUCCCCGCCGACGCGCCGCACGCCUACUUAUCCGGCGACAUCGUCGAGUGCAUGGCGCGCAGCAACAACGUUCUCAAUGCCGCGUUUUGUGACCCUUCCCAGCGUGUCCAGAAUAACAAGAACCUGGAGGUAUUUACGGAGGCGUUGACGUUUAGCAAGGCACAUUCGAAGGAGGAUGUUAUUUUACCCAGUGUGGUGUCGAAGAGGGGAAGGAAGGGGAGGAUACAGGUGUAUCAACCGCCGAUGAGGGAGUUUGAGAUGUUACGGGUGGAGUUGGGAGGCACAGAGGGGGGAGAAGAAGAGGAGAUGGAAGCCGGGGAUGGGCCGGGGGUGAUGAUUGUGACGAAAGGACAGGGGAAGAUGGAGGCGGAUGGAAAGGUGGUGGGGUUGGCGGAGGGGUCGAUUUGGUUUGUGGCGCCGGGGGUUGGGGUGAAGUGGAAGGCGGAGGGGGAGAUGGAGGUGUUUAUGGCUGUGGUGUAG